Tetrahymena thermophila SB210 is the source of this 414-nucleotide messenger RNA. RefSeq lists its product as hypothetical. Lineage: Eukaryota; Ciliophora; Oligohymenophorea; Hymenostomatida; Tetrahymenidae. The transcript has a single exon. The record is from RefSeq and is a predicted model, not a curated record.
AUGCUAUUUAUUAAUUAAGAAACUUUUUAAAACGAAUUGCUUUAGGUUGAAAGAUCCUAACUAAGUUAAAAAUAAGAUUGUGUUCUUUAAAGUUUCGAAUAGCAUAUAGUAUAAUUCUUAUAUCCUGAAUCACAAGAGAAUGGAAAAGUGUAAUUAAAUACUGUAAAUAAAUUAAUUCCUUUGAUAUUAAUGGCUUCCUAGUUAAUAUAACUUAAGGAUAAUAAAGUAGGAAAUAACAUGGAGAAGGAUUUUUAAAUGGAUAUUGAAGUAUAUGAAAACUAUACUAAGUUAAGCUAGGACUUUGAUCUUAUGAGCAACAGAGAAUCAGAAAUAAAUUAGAGAUCUGUUAUAUUAUAUAUCUAAGAUGGCAUCCUUAGAGAAUUUAUUAUUGCAUCAUUUGCAUUUCUGUCAUGA